AUGAAGUUUGCUGCUUGUAUUUGCCUUAAAGUUUUACAAAUAAUUUUUACUGUCGCAACGUUGAUCCUAAAAAAGUUAUCUGAUAAAUAUUCUGAGCGGUUACUAACAAGUAAUCAAAAGAGGCUUACGGAAUGGAUGCUUCUAAAUACGCUUUCAUUAACGAAAGAAGCUGAUGAAUUUAGUUUACUGACUUUCACGGGAUAUAUUUUUAUAUCAAUGAUUUUAUUGAUAUGCAGAUUCACUGAAAAGAACUCCAAUUAUCACAUAUGUGAGAUUAUUUUAUUGAGUUUUGGAGUAAUAUUUUUCACUACACAAGGGCUAUUAACAUUUAGUAUUGUGGAACAGUUGCAAGAUGAUGUAUCAGUUUUCAGUUAUGUAAUCGGAUCAUUAUCUUUUAUAUGUGCGCUUCUUUUUGCCUUAGACCUAUUCUUUUUUAAACGUAUGUCGGAACCUAAAAAUGCGAUUUCUCAAACUGAUUUGGAGUGGAAAACUAAAGCUGCCACCUACAAGCAAGGAUUGGAAAUAGCAACUAACGAGAAAACGGCGUGCUGUCGGCAGGCAGUGUUGAAAACUGAGAAAAAACUAACAUAUUUACGAACGGAUUUAUAAUUUGAAUUGGAAUCACUUUUGUUUAUAGUUGUAAUUAAUCAAAGAAAAGGUUUUUAAAUAUUUCAAAAAUGUAUAACAUUAUUAGUUCACAACAAACAAACGGAAUCAAACAAACUUCGGAUAUA
Molecule: messenger RNA, 734 nt
Organism: Drosophila grimshawi
Lineage: Eukaryota; Metazoa; Arthropoda; Insecta; Diptera; Drosophilidae
Exons: 4
Coding region: 1-609 (202 amino acids)
Source: RefSeq, a predicted model, not a curated record